GCUCCAGGAAGUGCUGUGCCGUUUGUAGAUUAACAACAGCGAAGGUCUUGCCACCGACGCGGGCAGGCCAGCUGUGGGAGUUGUGUCUCCACCCAGAGGCCCCCGAUAUCAACAGAUGACUGUGACUGAACUUAAAGAACGGCGCACAAAUAGGUUUGGUCGUGUGCUCUCUUGCUAUGCUCGGGUCUAGCUCGCCGGAUGGUCGGGGUUCUUCCUCACCUAAUUGUACUAUCGCACUCCACUACAUUUAUAUAGUGCACUUUAUGGAAAACUCUUAUAUAUGUGGAAAUAUGUCUAUAUGGUUCCGAAUAGCACUAUAUAUGUGUGUGUACAAUGUGUAUGUUGGCUCGCACUUGGGAAUUAAGGAUCUUUCCGUUUCGGCAUUUGUCUGGAGAGGCGAUGUCAAAGGCAUAUUCGUUCUGCGCUACGACAUCUUUACAACAGUUCACCUUGACCGUGGCAUCGAAGAACACUGCAUUCAGAUUCGAAGCCGAUUCGAAUGCGAAUGUCAAUGCAUUCGAGUCAAAUUUCGUUAAUGACAGCAUCCGCAUGACCGAUUAUUCGAGCACACCGGAUCCGAAGCCAUAGCCAUUCACUACUGAGGGAGCAGCAGCAGCAGCUGCCGUGCGGUUUCCGUUUGGCAUGAUGCCUGCCCCAGGAUGACAGCUACGACACCGCACACAGAUCCGGAUAGGGAUACAGAUGCGGAUAAGCGAUUUGGCCUUUGUCGCGUUGGAAUUGCAGCACUUUUCUAAUGAACAACGGAUACGGGCACGGGAGAGAUGACAGGGAUGCGGCAGAUUGCUAAGGCUUACAAAUCAAAUGUAUUCUCUCUCUGCCUGGAAAUAAUCAUUGACUUUCAUACGUAUUUAUGUGUAAUAAAACGUU
Molecule: messenger RNA, 888 nt
Organism: Drosophila miranda
Lineage: Eukaryota; Metazoa; Arthropoda; Insecta; Diptera; Drosophilidae
Exons: 4
Coding region: 177-536 (119 amino acids)
Source: RefSeq, a predicted model, not a curated record